ACAGAAAUCAAAAUAUUAGGUUUUGCGUUGUUCAUAUCAAAAGCGAACAAAAAAAGAGAAGAUGAUAGAGGUGGUGUUGAACGAUCGAUUGGGGAAGAAGGUGAAGGUGAAGUGCAACGAAGAUGACACCAUCGGCGACUUGAAGAAGCUGGUUGCUGCUCAGACUGGUACACGCGCCGACAAGAUUCGUAUCCAGAAGUGGUACAAUGUCUACAAAGACCAUAUUACCCUCAAGGACUACGAAAUUCACGAUGGCAUGGGCCUUGAGCUCUACUACAACUAAUUCAAACCAAUAGGUUUAUUUUGUGAUGGAAAUACGCCGGGGACGUAUCUGAGGUACCAUGUUCUGAAUAAAAGCUUGAUCGUUGGUUUGUAAUGAAAAGUUUGACAUAUUUAAUCGACUCUAAGGAAAAUGCUCAACUUUGUGAAUGCUAUGUAACUGGUUGGUAUUUUACCUUGUGUGCAAGGAAUUAUAUCUGUGCUUAGAGAUUUUCUCACUAGAAAAACUGAGGCUGGAUGUUACCUUUGGCUAUGUAAAAUAAUAGAAUUUGUGACUGAGCUUCCUUGUUC
Nicotiana tabacum (common tobacco) is the source of this 570-nucleotide messenger RNA. Lineage: Eukaryota; Viridiplantae; Streptophyta; Magnoliopsida; Solanales; Solanaceae. The record is from RefSeq and is a predicted model, not a curated record.